UUUGGUAGAAAGAGAGAAGAAAGCUUUGUAUGUGUUAUGUGACAUAGAUGUUACAUUGUACGCCGCAGCUCUAACCAGGUGGAAAACCAGAAUAGGGAGGUCUCUCUGGAACAAACUGUUAAAACGCUAAUAAGUUAUGUUUAUUUAUCUCCAACUAAAUUAAAAUUAAAUAAGUUCCUUAGAGAAGAGUGUUAAUAUAACUAGUGGGGAACGGAAUUUCAAGUGCUUUCGAAAAUAUACUUUUCAAAAAAUAAAAGGAGGCAACCAUUGAAGAAAGAGGCCUGGUGAUCUAAAUUCCUUGAGAAACACUGUAACAAUUAAAGUCUUGGGAUUGGAUUUGGAGUGAUAACAGUUCAGUGUAUCCACAUUCUUCCGGGCCAUUGUGUGAACGUUCGUUAAUAAGAACGCCUAUAUUUUAGACGUAUUUCGCCUGUCAAAUCCAGUGCAAUACAAAACUAAUCUGCUCUAUACAUAUAUAUUCUUUUGUUUUAUAAACGUAUUGCGUAUUGGAUUACUCCUUGCCAAACAUGGAAAUUGAAACAAUACGUCAGAAUGGCCAAGCGCAUGUCGAAUCGCGCGAAAGUUCUGUGGAGCGUGAACUGAAUGGCGAAAUUGAAGCAGUUGAAUUGAACGGUUGUUCUGGUUCGCCGCAAAGUGUGAACGGUCACACAAUGAAGAAACCACAUCAUGUGGGCGACACACAUGACGGACGCAUUAAACGUAAGGCCAAGCAUUCAACGCAACGUCAAAGCAGUCGUGGUGAAAGCAACGCGCUUACUAAUGGUAGCGGUAGUGCUGGUAUGUAUUCCAUUAACGGUCAUAGCAAUAACUAUGUAGUCCCACAUCGCCGUUGGAAAAAUAGUCGACGUUCACGCAAUGGUUAUGGUCGUGGCCUUCCUAAGAAAGGUGGAGCCGGCGGUAAAGGUGUUUGGGGUUUACCCGGGUCUGAGGCAUUUGAAGAAUUAUAUGAGGACGAAAAUGAUCCCAACUAUGAUAGCGAGACCAAUGAUAAAAAUAUCAUAUUGAGUGAAGUCAUUCCUGAAAUCAGUCCUGAAGAAUUCUUUAAAUUAGCAGAGCCUAUUGUUUUGGAGUAUUAUGAGCACGGCGACACUCACGAGGUUGCCGUUAAUUUGGAUGAUAUUCUAACAGGCUUGCUGCGUCCGAAUGUAAUUAGUGUUUUGAUAGAAAUAGCUAUGGAUCACAAGGAUUCACAACGUGAAAUGACAUCUGUGUUAGUGUCCGAUCUCUACGGUCGUGUUAUAACCGGUAAAGAUAUUGAAAAGGGCUUCGAAAUGCUUUUGGCUAAUUUGCCCGAUCUUAUUUUGGAUACUCCAGAAGCAGCUACUAUUUUAGGUAACUUUCUCGCUCGCGCCGUGGCCGAUGACUGCCUCCCACCCAAAUUUGUAACCAAACCUUCAGAGCACGGCGAGUUAAGCGAACAUGCUCUAGCUGCUAUACGUCGGGCAGACACUUUAUUGCACAUGAAACAAGGCUGGGCACAUCUGGACAAUGUCUGGGGUAUGGGAGGCCCAUUGAGACCAGUUAAAACUAUAACUAAACAGAUGACCUUACUGCUGAAAGAGUAUUUAUCUUCGCGUGAUAUACAAGAAGCUCAUCGUUGUUUGCGGGCCCUUGAAGUUCCACAUUUUCAUCAUGAAUUAGUGUAUGAAACGGUUGUCAUGACACUCGAAUCUUUAUCACAAACAACCGAAGAGGCCAUGUGUGAGUUGUUGUCGUCUUUGGAUAAAGCUUGCUUGGUAUUGCCGGCCAGUAUGGAACAGGGCUUCCUACGUGUAUUUGACGACAUGGCCGAUAUUGUUUUGGAUGUGCCACUUGCUUAUAUAAUAUUAGACCGUUUUAUGGAACGUUGCAAUCGAGCUGGUUUCAUGACAGAUAAGAUUUUAAGCAACAUGCCCUCCCGAGGCCGCAAACGUUUUGUUUCCGAAGGAGACGGUGGCAAUAUUAAACCACCAACUAUACCCAUUUGCGACUCUCUCCAUCUUAAGAUGAAUGAAUAAAUUUUUCAAGGACUUGUUUUUCGAGACGGUAAAAACCGAUAUAAGAAACAAACGAAAAAAAAGGAAAAGAAGCAGCAAAUAAUUAAUUGUGUGUAAAACAGAAAACCAUAUUUUGACCAUAUAUUUGGAUAUAAUUAUCGAGUUAUAUAUCAGCAAUACUAUAACUACUGAAACUACGGCUACAAAUACUACUAAUAUAUAUGUACAACAUUCAAUUAACCAUAAAAUGGAGGAUGGAUUCCCCCUAAAACUAUCUAAAUUUACAACAUAUGCACCCCAAAAUAUAUAUAAUAUAUGUGACUUUUUCUUGUGGAUAGAAAAGCAGAAAAUAAAAUCAUAAUAACAACAUUACCACCAUUGGAUCUGCAAACGAGAAAAAGAGAACAGCAUUUCGUUCAUAACCCUAUCAUUAAAUAUUAGCGAACAGUAACGUAACGUUCUAUUUGAAAAGCAAAAAAAGCUAGCAAAAAAUUAAAAAAAGCACUGUAAUAUAAGUUUUUGUCUAAAAAAAUGCUAAGCCUUUUCUUUUUUAUUUUUUUAUUUUUUACAUCUUUUUGGUUCUUUUCACGUUUACGAAUAAAAUCAAGCGAAUUUGUCUGGAACAGUUGUAUUUCACUAAGACACCACCGAUUUUUUUUUUUUUUUUCUAAAGGUACAUACACAAA
Messenger RNA from Glossina fuscipes, 2683 nucleotides. It is a transcript of the gene Pdcd4, whose product is annotated as programmed cell death protein 4. Gene Ontology annotation, cellular component: nucleus; cytosol. NCBI's taxonomy places the organism in Eukaryota, Metazoa, Arthropoda, Insecta, Diptera, Glossinidae. The record is from RefSeq and is a predicted model, not a curated record. Gene Ontology annotation, biological process: negative regulation of DNA-templated transcription. The transcript has 5 exons. The coding region runs from base 528 to 2018 and encodes 496 amino acids.